This is a messenger RNA of Lipotes vexillifer (Yangtze River dolphin), 1049 nucleotides long. It is a transcript of the gene ISOC1, whose product is annotated as isochorismatase domain containing 1. The coding region runs from base 59 to 949 and encodes 296 amino acids. The transcript has 5 exons. The record is from RefSeq and is a predicted model, not a curated record. NCBI's taxonomy places the organism in Eukaryota, Metazoa, Chordata, Mammalia, Artiodactyla, Lipotidae.
GCGGCUGCUGGCGGGGUCUGCGCCUCGCGGUUUCGGAGCGAGCAGACGCUCGGGGAACAUGGCGGCGGCGGAGCCCGCGGUCCCGGCGCUCCCCAGCGGCGGUGGCUUGGGGGCGCCGUCGGGCACGGUCCCCGUGCUCUUCUGCUUCUCGGUCUUCGCGCGGCCCUCAGCCGUGCCGCACGGCGCGGGCUACGAGCUGCUCAUCCAGAAGUUCCUCAGUCUGUACGGCGACCAGAUCGACAUGCACCGCAAAUUCGUGGUGCAGCUCUUCGCGGAGGAGUGGGGCCAGUACGUGGACCUGCCCAAGGGCUUCACGGUGAGCGAGCGCUGCAAGGUGCGCCUCGUGCCGCUGCAGAUCCAGCUCACUACCCUGGGAAAUCUUACACCUUCAAGCACUGUGUUUUUCUGCUGUGAUAUGCAGGAAAGGUUCAGACCAGCCAUCAAGUAUUUUGGAGAUAUUAUUAGUGUGGGACAGAGAUUGUUACAAGGGGCCCGGAUUUUAGGAAUUCCAGUUAUUGUAACAGAACAGUACCCUAAAGGUCUUGGAAGCACUGUUCAAGAAAUUGAUUUAACGGGUGUAAAACUGGUACUUCCAAAGACCAAAUUUUCCAUGGUAUUACCAGAGGUAGAAGCAGCAUUAGCAGAGAUUCCUGGAGUCAGGAGUGUUGUGUUAUUUGGAGUAGAAACCCAUGUGUGCAUCCAACAGACAGCUCUGGAGCUUGUUGGCAGAGGUAUUGAGGUUCAUAUUGUCGCUGAUGCCACGUCGUCGAGAAGCAUGAUGGACAGGAUGUUUGCUCUUGAGCGUCUUGCUCGAACUGGGAUCAUAGUGACUACAAGUGAAGCUGUUCUGCUACAGCUGGUGGCUGAUAAAGAUCAUCCAAAAUUCAAGGAAAUUCAGAAUCUAAUUAAGGCGAGUGCUCCAGAGUCGGGUCUGCUUUCCAAAGUAUAAGACAUGUGAAGACCUGGUGUGCUACUCACCAUCAGGUGACAGGACUGUAAGCCCGGACAAAGCUCAUGUCUCUAGUAGAAUUAAAAUGUUAAGUCAAAAA